This is a messenger RNA of Centruroides sculpturatus (bark scorpion), 884 nucleotides long. Its product is annotated as cholesterol 7-desaturase-like. Gene Ontology annotation, molecular function: 2 iron, 2 sulfur cluster binding; chlorophyllide a oxygenase activity. The transcript is spliced from 3 exons. The record is from RefSeq and is a predicted model, not a curated record. Lineage: Eukaryota; Metazoa; Arthropoda; Arachnida; Scorpiones; Buthidae. The annotation marks the transcript as partial. Gene Ontology annotation, biological process: chlorophyll biosynthetic process; cholesterol metabolic process. Gene Ontology annotation, cellular component: chloroplast.
GUCAGCAAUUUGUGAUAUUUCGUGGAAAAACAGGAACAUGUUUUGUUUUAGAUGCGUAUUGCCCUCAUUUAGGAGNCUUUACAGGUCAGCAAUUUGUGAUAUUUCGUGGAAAAACAGGAACAUGUUUUGUUUUAGAUGCGUAUUGCCCUCAUUUAGGAGCGCAUUUAGGAACGGAUGGAAAAGUUCACGAGGAUUGCAUCGAAUGUCCUUUCCACGGAUGGCGAUUUGCUGGACAGGAUGGUUCUUGCGUAAAAAUACCUUACGCCGAAAAAAUUCCAGAAGUUGCUAAAAUAAGAAGCUGGGAAACAAUUGAGCAAAACGGAUUCAUUUACGUUUGGCAUCAUGCAGAAGGACAACCUCCUUUGUGGAAACCUCCAGUUAUACCAGAAAUAGAGAAUCGACUAAUGUUGUAUAAAGGUCGUAGUGAACACAUUGUAAAUUCCCAUAUUCAGGAAAUUUUAGAAAAUCUAGCAGACUUCGUUCAUGUAGAUUGCCUACAUAAAUUUGGGAUAUUGUCCAAAAUUGUUUUUCAUCCCGAAAAUUGGUGGAAAUUUUUUCAGUCUAUAAUCAAAGUAUCCUGCUCUCCAGUAUGUGAAAAAAGAUUUUACUGUUACGAAUAUAAAGGCAUUGUUACUUUUAAAUUGUUCGGAAUAUCUGUUCUACAGUUCUCACUUGAAAUUCAACAGGUAAUUAAUUAAUAAUGAUUAUACUGUACAGUGCAGAAUAUUUGAGAUGAUUUCACAUAUAAAUAUAUGCUAUAAAACUUUUAAAAUAGUUAUCGUUUAUUUUCACGAAUUUGCCUUAAACUAUUCGUAGAUUUUACAAAUCAAAAUUAAUAAUGCAUCAAUAACAGAAAGUAUCGUGUACAGUAGACCCCCCUAUAA